Cannabis sativa is the source of this 1940-nucleotide messenger RNA. Its product is annotated as receptor-like cytosolic serine/threonine-protein kinase RBK2. The transcript has 9 exons. The record is from RefSeq and is a predicted model, not a curated record. Lineage: Eukaryota; Viridiplantae; Streptophyta; Magnoliopsida; Rosales; Cannabaceae. Bases 378 to 1637 code for a protein of 419 amino acids. Gene Ontology annotation, biological process: protein phosphorylation. Gene Ontology annotation, molecular function: ATP binding; protein kinase activity.
UAUUAAUAUUAUAAUAAAAUAAAAAAAAUAAAUUUGUGUAAGCAAUACGCCGGGAAACAUUGAAAAGGGCGUCAUUUGCUGAAGCGGUUUAGUGUAGAGUAGCUCUGAGCUUACCUCUAAUGGCGGUGAGGUAAAAUACCCAUAUUCCUGCUCCAAAAGUCCUUUCAUUUCAGUAUAUUUCUCUAUCGUUAUCGUUCCCACGCUUUGGCGCCACAUUAUUCCUCUACUUUCAUCUCUGUUCAUCAGCUUCAACCUCUGUUCUCUGCUCUCAUUCAGAGAAAGGGUGGAAAGGGGGAGAGAAAGUGGUUUAGAAAGCAUCAGUAGCAGCUGUGUGUCAAGUGGGAAUUACUGACGGUUUUGGAAGUAACUUGCUAAAUAUGACGGAGAAGGAGGACACUUGCUCUCCCACUGGUGUUUUAGAGGAUUAUUUCAGAAGCUCAGACUCUGAAACAUGCUCUUCCAAAGAGCCCAAUAAUGGGUCCGAGUCUCACAAAAAUCCAAAGCUACGUUCUCGAUGGCAUGGUUUCAUGCAAUUGCUAAGAACAAGAUCCAAGAAGCCUUUGAAUACAAUGCACCCUCUUAAUGUUUUGAACCUCUCUAGGAGAAUGAGUGGCAGUAUGAGGGAGAUUAUAUCGAAAUUUGGGUCGGACUCUGAUUAUGGUUUGAAGUCUCCAUGGAAAAACUUUUCUUUGUAUGAGCUUCAGGUCGCAACAAACUAUUUCAGACAAGAAAACUUGAUUGGAAAAGGUGGUUAUGCUGAAGUUUACAAGGGGUGUUUGAGAAAUGGGCAAUUAGUGGCGAUUAAGAAGCUAACAAGGGGAAAACCAGAGGACACUACUGCAAACUUUUUAUCAGAGAUAGGGAUUAUGGCACAUGUAAAUCAUCCUAAUACUGCUAAGCUAAUUGGCUAUGGAGUUGAAGGGGGCAUGCACUUGGUUCUUGAAUUAUCGCCACAUGGGAGCUUGGCUUCCAUGCUUUAUGGCUCAAAGGAGAAGUUGAAAUGGGGCAUUAGGUAUAAAAUUGCGGUUGGAACGGCUAGGGGUUUGCUUUAUCUUCAUCAGAGCUGUCAAAGGAGAAUUAUCCACAGGGACAUCAAGGCUACAAAUAUUCUGCUAAGUGAGGACUUUGAGGCUCAGAUUUGUGAUUUCGGUCUUGCAAAGUGGUUGCCAGAGCAGUGGACUCAUCACACAGUGUCAAAAUUUGAAGGCACCUUCGGCUAUCUUGCUCCAGAGUACUUACUCCAUGGCAUAGUAGAUGAGAAAACUGAUGUAUUUGCCUACGGGGUGCUACUAUUGGAAUUAGUCACUGGACGCCGAGCGCUAGAUUAUUCCAACCAAAGCCUUGUUCUUUGGGCAAAACCCUUGCUGAAGAAAAGUGAGUCAAGAGAGCUAAUUGAUCCCUCUUUGGGCGAUGACUACAACUCCAGACAGGUGAAUCUCGUGCUCUUGGCUGCUACUUUAUGCAUACAGCCGUCGUCAAUUCGUCGGCCCACUAUGAGUCAGGUUCUAGAGCUUUUACACGGCGACUUUAGUUGCUUGAAGAACGUGAAGAAAACUCGAAUUUCAUUUUUCCGAAAGGCAUCUCGUGAAGAACUCACCAAUACAGAAGGCCACAAAACAAAACCAGGAAUAGGUUGAUCUUUGAUUAACCAAUUCCUGAGACAAAGAUGGUCGGUAAGAAAAAACAUAUUGAUGAUGGUGUACAUAAUGAAAAAGCAAGAACACGAGAAUGAAAAAGCAACUUCAGUUUGUGUACAUAGAAAGAUAAAGAAAGUUAUAGGAAUUUUUACAACCAAAUACAGUGAUGCAAUUACAAAGUCUCAACCCUAUAUCCUAUAUAAAGAGCUUCUGGCUCCUCUUCUAGAAGACUAAAAGUUCAUGAGGAACCAAUUUUUGUUUAAACAAAACUACAAUGAUAAUAUAUUUGUGAAUUUUGCAUUA